Messenger RNA from Acanthoscelides obtectus, 846 nucleotides. The record is from the annotation of a GenBank genome assembly. Lineage: Eukaryota; Metazoa; Arthropoda; Insecta; Coleoptera; Chrysomelidae.
AUGAUUGAAAUAUAUUGGUCCAACUGGUGCAGACAACGGUCACUCUGGGAUCAGGAAUGGAACAGUAUUGUCUUUAGUGACGAGUCUCGAUUUUGUUUAGGCAUGCACGAUGGUCGUGCCAGGGUUAGAAGGCGACAUGGUGAAAGGAGGAAUUCACAGUUUUUUGUUGAAAGACAUGUUCAACACACUGUUGGAGUUAUGGUUUGGGGUGCUAUAGCUUAUGGUUCCAGGUCACCUUUAAUCUUCAUCAGAGUUCUAGAACCCCAUCUUUUACCCUAUCUUGACACCCUAGCAGAUCCAACUUUCCAACAAGAUAAAGCCCGACCAUAUGUUGCAAGAGUCACAAUAGACUUCUUUCAACAUAAUGAUGUCACAUUGUUACCAUGGCCACCAAGAUCUCCCGACUUAUCCCCAAUUUAUCCCCAAUUGAGCAUGUAUUGCUCAAUUUGCAACGAGUUGGUGGUUGCCUGGAAUGAGAUACCACAGGAGGACAUUGACCACCUGAUCAGAAGCAUGCCUAGGCGCGUUGGAGAAUGCGUAGCACAUCAGGGUGCAUCCACACAUUAUCAAAGGCAGUAUUUAACGGAAGAAAACGUGGAAUUAUUGGACCAUCCUCCAUAUAGUCCCGAUCUAAGUCCUAACGAUUUCUUUACUUUCCCGAAAAUUAAAAACAGAAUGCGUGGUCAAAGGUUCCAGUCACCAGAAGAAGCAGUUGACGCAUUCAAAAAUACCGUUUUGGAUCUGCCAGCAAACGACUGGAGUAAGUGCUUCGAGAAUUGGUUCGAGCGCAUGCAGAUAUUUAUUAAUCUUCGUGGAGAAUACUUCGAAAACAAUAACGUCAUUUAA